AUGGAACGCUCCUUAGGGUCUUACCAAGUCUAUGCAAAGUAUGUUGUAACCUAUGGAAAUGCUCAUGAAGCUUCAAUUGGAGCUAUCAAUUUAACGUUUCCUCCUGAUCCAGUCACCGAGAUCAAUAUCGUAGAUGUAAGCAAUUUUGUCACAAUUUUCGGCGUUCUGCGAACAGCUCACAUUGACAAAGAGGAUGACAUCAGAUCAUAG
Messenger RNA from Strongylus vulgaris, 210 nucleotides. NCBI's taxonomy places the organism in Eukaryota, Metazoa, Nematoda, Chromadorea, Rhabditida, Strongylidae. The record is from the annotation of a GenBank genome assembly.